This is a messenger RNA of Cavia porcellus (domestic guinea pig), 1746 nucleotides long. It is a transcript of the gene Smyd2, whose product is annotated as SET and MYND domain containing 2. Gene Ontology annotation, cellular component: nucleus. Bases 142 to 1443 code for a protein of 433 amino acids. Gene Ontology annotation, molecular function: protein-lysine N-methyltransferase activity; protein binding; histone methyltransferase activity. The transcript has 12 exons. Lineage: Eukaryota; Metazoa; Chordata; Mammalia; Rodentia; Caviidae. The record is from RefSeq and is a predicted model, not a curated record.
CGCGGGCCACUGUCCCUCCCUCCCCUUGCCUCCCCUGGGGCGCGCGGGCGGGGCGGGGCCGUCCCUUCCGGGGCGCCGCCACUCCCACCCCCCCGCAGCCGGUGACGCGCGCGGGAGCCGCAGCCGGGCGCCGUAGCCACCAUGCGGGCCGAGGGCCACGGCGGCCUGGAGCGCUUCUACAGCCCGGGCAAGGGCCGGGGGCUGCGCGCCCUGCAGCCCUUCCAGGUGGGCGACCUGCUCUUUGCCUGCCCGGCCUACGCCUCUGUGCUCACGGUGGGCGAGCGCGGCAGCCACUGCGAGCACUGCUUUGCCAGGAAAGAAGGAUUGUCGAAAUGCGGAAGAUGCAAGCAGGCAUUUUACUGCAAUGUGGAGUGUCAGAAAGAAGAUUGGCCCAUGCACAAGCUAGAAUGUUCUCCCAUGGUCGUUUUUGGAGAAAAUUGGAAUCCCUCAGAGACUGUAAGGCUGACAGCAAGGAUUCUGGCCAAACAGAAAAUCCACCCAGAGAGAACGCCUUCUGAGAUGUUGUUAGCUGUGAAGGAGUUUGAAUCACAUCUGGACAAGUUGGACAACGAGAAGAAGGAUUUGAUUCAGAGCGACAUUGCCAUGCUUCACCAGUUCUACUCCAAGCACCUCGAGUUCCCCGACCACGACAGCCUGGUGGUGCUGUUUGCACAGGUUAACUGUAAUGGCUUCACCAUUGAAGAUGAAGAACUUUCUCAUUUGGGAUCAGCGAUAUUUCCUGACGUGGCACUGAUGAAUCAUAGCUGCUGCCCCAAUGUCAUUGUGACCUACAAGGGGACGCUGGCGGAAGUGCGGGCUGUGCAGGAGAUCCUCCCCGGGGAGGAGGUGUUCACCAGCUAUAUCGACCUCCUGUACCCCACGGAGGACAGGAACGACCGGCUAAGGGACUCCUACUUCUUCACCUGCGAGUGCCAGGAGUGCACCACCCGCGACAAGGACAAGGCCAAGGUGGAGAUCCGGAAGCUCAGCAACCCUCCAAAGGCGGAGGCCAUCCGGGACAUGGUGCGGUACGCACGCAAUGUCAUCGAGGAGUUCCGGAGAGCCAAGCACUACAAGUCCCCUAGCGAGCUGCUGGAGAUCUGCGAGCUGAGCCAGGAGAAGAUGAGCGCUGUGUUCGAGGACAGCAAUGUGUACAUGCUGCACAUGAUGUACCAGGCCAUGGGCGUGUGCCUGUACCUGCAGGACUGGGAGGGCGCCCUGAGGUACGGCCAGAAGAUCAUCAAGCCCUACAGCAGGCACUACCCUCUGUACUCGCUCAACGUGGCCUCCAUGUGGCUGAAGCUGGGUCGCCUCUACCUGGGCCUGGAGAACAGGGUUGCUGGUGAGAGAGCCCUCAGGAAGGCCCUCGCCAUCAUGGAAGUGGCUCAUGGCAAGGAUCACCCCUACAUCUCCGAGAUCAAGCGGGAAAUUGAAAGCCGCUGAGCCCCUGCCGCUUGCGGGUUUCUACUCGGCCUGCGAGGGACUCAAGCAUCUCCGAUCUUGCGCUGCCUGGAGGAGCCACGGUGCAGACGCCUGUUGCACGCCGAUCCUGCCCUCCCCGAUCCACCCUCAGCGGCCGUACUUCGUCCAGCCUGGCGUCAGAUUAAUUUUGGAUGCUGGCUUUUUCCUGCGAGCUCAUGGCAUGGUCUCACACCUCACACAGCUGCGGUUACUUUUCCCUUCAUGCCUAUAGUAACGCUCCGGACAAACUCGAAUGACGGCAGAGAAUAAAAGCGAUGCAUUGGC